AUGUGGGACAAUAUUGCCAGCGAAGCAACUGGAGCGGCCGGCGCGGUGAAAUAUGCCGCCAAGGGCGUGGCUGGGGCUGUGCAUGGCGCUGUAGGGGUCGCCCGAAGUGGUGGCACGGGGCUUUUGGUUUUGGUGGCUUCAGUUGGUGUGACAUCAGCCUUGGUCUAUUUUUUCGUGUGCUCUUGGGGUCCCAAGGCUGCCCCUUCGGGUGGCUUCAUUCCAGCAGCCGCUGCGUUCCCACACCCGCAAGGGUGGCCAGGCUCACCUGGAGAAAUGAGUGUGCAGGGCAACUACCGGCCGCCAGCUACGCGCACUAGCUACUCACAGGCUGGAGGCCUUUCCUUGAAUCACCGUUAUGCCGGAGGUUCUGCCUACCCGUAUGGGAACCUGCCUGGCCGAGAUCCGCAGGAAGAGCCAUAA
Messenger RNA from Durusdinium trenchii, 420 nucleotides. NCBI's taxonomy places the organism in Eukaryota, Dinophyceae, Suessiales, Symbiodiniaceae. The record is from the annotation of a GenBank genome assembly.